Humulus lupulus (European hop) is the source of this 1609-nucleotide messenger RNA. RefSeq names its product transcription factor MYB74-like. Bases 167 to 1408 code for a protein of 413 amino acids. The transcript has 3 exons. The record is from RefSeq and is a predicted model, not a curated record. Lineage: Eukaryota; Viridiplantae; Streptophyta; Magnoliopsida; Rosales; Cannabaceae.
UUGUCUUGUUUCUUAUUUCUUUCAUAUAUAUCAGAGCUCAAAGCACUUUUCUACACUAGCUAAUUCACCUUUCUUCCCUCUUGUUGAAUCUUGUAAUCCUCAUCAUCAUUAUCAUCAUCUUUGUGAGAUCACUCUUGUUUUUCGAUAGUCAAGUUGAGGAUUUAAUAUGGGAAAAACUCCUUGUUGUGAAAAAAAUGGACUGAAAAAGGGUCCAUGGACACCAGAGGAAGAUCAGGCUUUGAUUGAUCACAUUAAAAAGAAUGGUCAUGGUAGAUGGAGAACCCUUCCCAAAAAUGCAGGACUAAAAAGAUGCGGAAAAAGUUGUCGACUUCGGUGGACUAACUAUUUGAGACCAGACAUUAAGCGAGGAAGGUUCUCAUUUGAAGAAGAAGAGGCCAUAAUUCAAUUACACAGUGUAUUGGGAAACAAGUGGUCUGCAAUUGCAGCUCGAUUGCCAGGAAGAACCGACAAUGAAAUAAAAAAUUAUUGGAAUACCCACAUCAGAAAGAGGCUAUUGAAGAUGGGAAUUGAUCCAGUGACUCACACCCCACGCCUUGAUCUUCUGGAGCUCUCGUCACUGCUCAACUCAACUCUCUGCAACUCUCAGCUCAGUUAUUUAAUUAAUAGCUAUAAUAACAAUAAUCUGCUAGGAAACAUGGGAUCACCUCUAGUGAAUAAUCAAAACUUGCUUACCUUGACCUCAGCUCUCUUAUCAAACCAGCCAAAAACUAUGCCACAAAACAUUGUUCAAGACCAAAACCAACUCUAUGAUGAUAAUAGCUACAGUAAUAUUUCCCAUGAACAAAAUGAUCAAUCUCAAUAUUGUGAUCAACAAGGUCAGUUCCCAUUUCUAAACGAAACCCAAUUCAUGCAAUCCAAAAUGGAGCAAUUCUCUCAAAGCACUACUCACCAUGAUGAUCAAUAUCAUCAAAACCUUGAUCAGUGUCAUUCUUUGAAUCAGGGUUUAGUCACAGGUGUAGAGAAUACUACUAUUGCUACUAGUUUUGCUCCCAUGGGAGUGACUAGUAACGGCUAUAAUCAUCAUCGGGAUAUUUCGGUCCAAUCUUCGACUUCGACUUCGACCACGUCAUCGAUGCUCAACUCUUCGCCGGCCGAAAGCUACUGGCCGGAGCUUGUUUAUUCCAGUAAUAAUAUUAUUGGUCAGACUCGCACGAAUAUGAUGACACCAAUAAAUAAUACCAUGAGUUUUGGUACAUCAUCACUUCUGUCAACGCCUUCAUCGUCUAGUACAGUACCAGCCAAUACUUAUAAUAACUUGAACAGUGGCAGCACUACCACUACCACUACUACUACUACUCAUGAAGAUGAGAGGGAUAGUUUCUGUAGCAAUUUCUUGAUGUAUCAUGAUAUAGCAAAUGCCUUUAAUGGCCAUGAACUUAUUAUGUAACAGAUUUGUGUAAUACUUUAUUUCUUGUCUUAUAUAUGCCUUUAAAAGUGGCAUGAACUAGUGUUAAUUUGUGUUUUUCUGUUUUAUAUUAUUUGAUUUUGUUUAAUUAUCACAUUAUCAGCUACACAUUUAUGGUAGUUAUAAUGAGAAAUAAACUAAUUAGUUUUUAUUAAGGUUGAUAUAUAAGUUGUGACUUUAAUU